GCAAAACGUGUUCAAAUUUAAAUACGAUAGGAAAUUUGUGAAAAUUAAAAAUACUUAACUUCAAAAUGGCCUGCGAAAAACUCGUUUAAAGAAUAUCACAACCAGCCAGAAGCGUGGAAAAUAAGUAGCACAUCGUAAGAAUAUACAGAGUCUCAAACCGCAUUGAAAACAAAUUCCAUCAGCUGCGUACGCAUAGGUGCAGGCACAGCGUGAAGCUUCAUAUUGAAUUCCAACUUUUGUUCACAGCUGCUUUGCUACAAAACGCUGGACAAGGAGUGAGAGCAGAAGAGAGUGAGUGCCAGAGAAAGCGCGAGAGAGACGCUGCCAGUGCGCAUCUCCUGCACAGCAUCCAGACAGCUGCGUGUAGACUUUUCUAACAGUCUUAGCACUGCCGCUUACGGAUUCGCCAAAAUUAAAAAAUAAAAACACACAGGCACAGAGCGUAUUAGCAAUCAAAUACUCGUACGUCACAGACCAAGGCAAGAGAGAACCCUAGAAAGACACAUAGCAAGGGACAGAGAGAAAGAGAGAGGCAAGCCAAAGCAAAAGCAAAAUCAAAAGCUACUUCUCCCGCUCCUCAGAAACAUUCAAAGGUAAACAAAAACCUGUGCGCGUGUUUGUAUAAAUAAAACACCGGUCGUAAACGUUGAAGCCGCACAUUUCCAGUUGGCCUUCAAGCUCAGUAAAAAAAGGCAUACAAGAACCCGCUCAUUUUAUAUCCACGUGACGUCACUACAUCCCAUGUAAGCCACACACAAACUGACACAAGCAAUGUCCACACGCCCACGCCUCAACCUACCAUUGUCGGCCAUCUGGCGGCAUUGCAAGCUCCUCUGCCUGCUACUCGCUUUUUUGCUGCUCUGCGAGACCGUGCAGGCCAAUCCGGAUGCCAAACGACUCUACGAUGAUCUGCUGAGCAACUAUAAUCGUCUUAUACGACCCGUUAGCAAUAACACCGACACGGUUCUUGUCAAAUUGGGUCUGCGACUGUCACAGCUGAUUGAUUUGAAUCUCAAAGAUCAGAUUUUAACGACCAACGUGUGGCUGGAACACGAAUGGCAGGAUCAUAAAUUUAAAUGGGAUCCCUCGGAAUAUGGUGGAGUAACUGAACUCUACGUCCCAUCUGAGCACAUUUGGCUGCCCGACAUUGUUCUUUAUAACAAUGCCGAUGGCGAAUAUGUGGUCACAACCAUGACCAAAGCUAUUUUGCAUUAUACUGGCAAAGUAGUAUGGACACCGCCCGCCAUUUUUAAAUCAUCCUGCGAGAUUGAUGUGCGCUAUUUUCCCUUCGAUCAGCAAACAUGUUUCAUGAAAUUUGGCAGCUGGACCUACGAUGGCGAUCAGAUCGAUUUGAAGCACAUCAACCAGAAGAACGAUAAGGACAACAAAGUGGAGAUUGGCAUUGAUUUGCGGGAAUAUUAUCCCAGUGUGGAAUGGGAUAUUUUAGGGGUGCCAGCUGAACGCCAUGAGAAAUAUUAUCCCUGCUGUGCUGAACCAUAUCCGGAUAUUUUCUUCAACAUCACACUGCGACGCAAGACUCUCUUCUACACGGUCAACCUUAUAAUCCCCUGCGUAGGCAUUUCAUACCUCUCUGUUCUGGUCUUCUAUUUGCCCGCUGACUCUGGCGAGAAGAUUGCGCUUUGCAUUAGCAUUUUGCUAUCACAGACUAUGUUCUUUUUGCUCAUAUCCGAAAUCAUACCGUCAACUUCGUUGGCAUUGCCCUUGCUGGGCAAAUAUCUCCUCUUUACAAUGUUGCUGGUUGGACUGAGCGUUGUCAUAACCAUCAUCAUACUGAAUAUUCAUUACCGUAAGCCAAGCACUCAUAAGAUGCGACCGUGGAUACGCUCCUUCUUCAUUAAGCGUCUGCCCAAGUUGCUCCUUAUGCGGGUGCCCAAGGAUCUGCUCCGCGACUUAGCUGCCAAUAAGAUCAACUACGGCCUGAAGUUUAGCAAAACCAAAUUCGGGCAAGCACUCAUGGAUGAAAUGCAAAUGAACUCGGGCGGCUCCAGUCCCGACUCCUUGCGCCGCAUGCAGGGACGUGUUGGCGUUGGGGGCUGUAAUGGCAUGCACGUGACCACAGCCACCAAUCGUUUUAGUGGCCUAGUUGGUGCUUUGGGAGGCGGUCUCAGCACAUUGAGUGGCUAUAAUGGGUUACCUUCUGUGCUGUCUGGCCUCGAUGACUCCCUUAGUGAUGUGGCCGCUCGCAAAAAGUACCCUUUCGAGCUGGAGAAGGCCAUACACAAUGUCAUGUUCAUACAGCAUCACAUGCAGCGGCAGGAUGAAUUCAAUGCGGAAGAUCAAGAUUGGGGCUUUGUGGCCAUGGUCAUGGAUCGUCUGUUCCUUUGGGCAUUCAUGAUUGCCUCAUUGGUCGGCACGUUUGUCAUAUUGGGCGAAGCACCAUCGCUCUACGAUGACACCAAACCCAUUGAUGUGCAAUUGUCAGUGAUCGCCCAACAGAUUUACAAUCUAACUGAGAAGAAGAAUUAAAUUCAUCACAAAAGCAAAUGGUUAACAAAAUUAAUUUAAAAUUUAAAACACAUCGUAGACAAAUAUGAUUGAUACACUGCAGUAAAUGAACGUGCAGACAAAAUUUAUGGUCUAGUUUAAUGUUA
This is a messenger RNA of Scaptodrosophila lebanonensis, 2612 nucleotides long. RefSeq names its product acetylcholine receptor subunit alpha-like 2 (gene nAChRalpha2). NCBI's taxonomy places the organism in Eukaryota, Metazoa, Arthropoda, Insecta, Diptera, Drosophilidae. The transcript has 7 exons. The record is from RefSeq and is a predicted model, not a curated record. Gene Ontology annotation, molecular function: transmembrane signaling receptor activity; acetylcholine-gated monoatomic cation-selective channel activity. Bases 772 to 2487 code for a protein of 571 amino acids. Gene Ontology annotation, cellular component: neuron projection; postsynaptic membrane; synapse. Gene Ontology annotation, biological process: nervous system process; regulation of membrane potential; monoatomic ion transmembrane transport.